Aspergillus japonicus CBS 114.51 is the source of this 1616-nucleotide messenger RNA. RefSeq lists its product as uncharacterized. Bases 89 to 1237 code for a protein of 382 amino acids. NCBI's taxonomy places the organism in Eukaryota, Fungi, Ascomycota, Eurotiomycetes, Eurotiales, Aspergillaceae. Gene Ontology annotation, molecular function: RNA binding. The record is from RefSeq and is a predicted model, not a curated record. The transcript has 7 exons.
GGUCUCGACUAAUGCAGCACGCAACACACCCACCCCACAGGCGUCCCUAUUAGCCACGAUGUCGGCAUCUGUUUCUUCUAAUAAUAAAAUGGAUUCGGAGUCUCCCACUGGAAGAUUUGAUGCUUUCCAAGCCCUCCGAAACCUCUCGUCCAAUUCAAAUUCCGUGACCAUCUCCGAACUCGAAUACAAACGUCUGCUCCAAGCGUCGCAGCAGUUUGCCAAGUUGAAGAACUCGCUUCUCGAAGGGGGCCUGUUGCAGGAGACUCUCGAUAUCUUGAUCUAUGGCCCUCCCUCGACUCCUCCGACUACUGGAGGUCGCACUGCAGAUACCGCGCCUCCACAACGAGGGCAUACCAAGCGUGCAGUCGUUCCUCGUCGCAGAAGCUCAGAUGAGAGCUCCGAUCUAGAUGCUGCAUCUGAAGAUGACCACGAUGAUGCUACCUCGGUCGACUCGCCCACCAGCGACGGAAAAGCAGAGGACCACGAAGGUUCAUCCAGGAGCGAGGAAUCCGCGGCUACCCCUACUGAUCAACGCACUGUGAUGAUCCGCAACCUACCAGACCGCGUCACCUACAAAGACGUGGUCGACGCUGUGCAGAGCGGUGCCCUUGUUCAUGUCUACCUAAGGGCUCGUGAGCGGAUUGCAAGUGUGUCAUUUGUGGAAGAGGCUGCGGCCCGCUCCUUCCUGCAGCAUAGCAACACUCAUGGUCUUUCUGUGGCGGGGAAGCGCGUUGAAACUCAGUGGAAUGACCGGCAGUUCUACGUUCCUCCCUAUGUCAGAAACAAGAUCUACAAUGGAGCCUCGAGGAACCUAGUUCUCUACAGCGUGCAUCCGAACGUCACAGAGUGGGUCAUCCGGAAAGAUCUGGAGCAUAUCCACAACCUAAUCGUAAUCUCGGUUAAAUUCAACAAUGGCAAUGCCUACAUAUCCACCAACUCCGUGCACAAUGCCUUGUUUGCGCGAUCCUGCAUGAUGUCCCGAUUUACAUACAAAGGUACGAGAAUCGGGUUCUAUCCAGACGAGUGUGCGGAAUCGCAGGGUAAGGUACCCAUCGGGCCGAGACACGGUGUGCAAGAUGCUUCAGUCGGGAAAUCCACAUCAGUUCUCAACCGUUUCCAUAUCUUGUCCCUUGAUGGGGCUGAUGACGAUGAGAGCGAAGAUUACGACGGCCAUGGUGGAAUGAGCGGUCACCUUAACGGCAACGUCCGCUGGACAGACAACAGCGUUUCUGCUUAAGUCCCUUAGAGCACCCUCUCGGCCUUUCUUUCCCUACGUUUGCUAAACUUCUUCCAUACCAUGUCAUCGGUGGUCUACUGCAUCGAAUAGUUUGUUGCAUCUUAUUCGAUACAGCUGAACUGGAAUUGAUGCCAAGGGCAUGCGGGUCUGCGGGGACAUUGCAUCAGUGCAGUGUUCGCGCGAAUCAGAACGGGGUCAACUGGUGUCCGCGUGGGUUGUGAGGCGGGAAGGUUUACAUGGAAAUGGACUGGAAGGGAAUGGAAGGGGCGUUCAUGUCAGAAGGGCUCUUCAAACUUAAGUGUGGGUCGUGAUUUCCUUUUAAGAUAGCAUAUUGAUAGUCAGAAUAUCCACCAGCUUGGGGCUCCCGUGUGGGCAGGUG